AUGAAAGACCUCACUAGUCAACUCCGUCGUGCUGAUAACUGCUGUCUGCCCGGAUGGGGACGAGACAAACCAAUGGUUAAUGAACCUGACAGACAUGACUGCGUUACACAGCCAAUGACGCUCCCGCAUCAAAGCUAUCACCAUCACUGCGCACCUAUGAACUCUUGCCAUGGUAUGGCAGUUAGGCACCCAAAAGGCGUUACAACUGAACGAUUUUUUAUACUGAAGAAACAGAUUUGGUUAUCGCCUCCAAAGCGCGGCUGUGAUUCCCUUAUCAUCCUUAUCAACGAUCUGACGGAAAAGUACCUGACGAAGUCAGUGCUCGGUUCCCUAAGGUCCGAAUCACGUUUGUCCAUCUGCGUCAUUUCUGGCGCCAGGUGGUGGAGAGACCGACGCCGCCGCCAGCCGGAACGUAUCCAGGUCGACCCCCGUCGAGAUGAACACUACGUACGACCAUAUAGGCGGCUACGUUCGAUUCCGUUUGAUGCCAGGUGA
Messenger RNA from Opisthorchis viverrini, 495 nucleotides. RefSeq lists its product as hypothetical. The record is from RefSeq and is a predicted model, not a curated record. The transcript is spliced from 4 exons. Bases 1 to 495 code for a protein of 164 amino acids. Lineage: Eukaryota; Metazoa; Platyhelminthes; Trematoda; Opisthorchiida; Opisthorchiidae.